ACAAGAGAAGCACUUCUGAAAAUCUUAGAUGACAUUACAGAAGAUGACUUCUUCAAUUUCAUACUGUUUGGUAGUGGAGUGCAUACCUGGAAAGAAACAUUAAUCAAGGCCACUCCUGAGAAUUUGGAUGAAGCAAGGAAGUUUGUUCGGGGCAUUGACACUGAAGGCAUGACAAAUUUACAUGGUGGUAUAAUGAGGGGAAUUGAUAUGCUAAAUGCUGCUCAUGAAGGAAACCUUGUGCCUAAGAGAAGUGCUUCUAUAAUUAUCAUGUUAACAGACGGCCAACCCAACGUAGGCAUAUCAAACACUCAGGACAUUCAGGCACAUGUGAAAAAAGCCAUUGAAGGAAAAUAUCCCUUAUACAACCUUGGGUUUGGCUAUGGUGUUGACUACAACUUCUUGGAAAAGAUGGCACUGGAGAAUAAAGGAUUGGCCCGGCGGAUUUAUCCUGACUCUGAUGCGGCUUUACAGCUUCAGGGGUUUUAUGAUGAGGUGUCGAAUCCCAUGCUCAUGGAUGUGGAGUUAAACUACCCAGAAAAUGAAAUAUCAGACCUAACUAAAAACAGUUUUAAGCAUUUCUAUGAUGGGUCUGAGAUCGUGGUGGCUGGGCGCUUUACAGACAACAGCCAGAACAGUUUGACUGUAGACGUGCGAGGUGAAGGCGCCAAUGACGCCCUGUCGUAUACUACACAACAAGAUGCUGAGCAAACAGAUAAAGCUUUCCAAGGACAGGAAUACAUAUUUGGAGAUUACAUCGAAAGGCUCUGGGCUUAUCUCACCAUUGAACAACUCCUGGAAAAACGUAUUGCAGCUACAGGAGAAGAAAAGGAGAAUCUUACAGCUGAAGUGGUGGACCUCUCACUGAAAUACAAGUUUGUAACGCCACUGACAUCCAUGGUGGUAACAAAGCCAGAAGACCUUAACAAUCAGGAUGGGAUUGCUGAUAAGCCCAUUGAAG
Molecule: messenger RNA, 958 nt
Organism: Eurypyga helias (sunbittern)
Lineage: Eukaryota; Metazoa; Chordata; Aves; Eurypygiformes; Eurypygidae
Product: inter-alpha-trypsin inhibitor heavy chain H3-like
Exons: 6
Source: RefSeq, a predicted model, not a curated record